Panonychus citri (citrus red mite) is the source of this 877-nucleotide messenger RNA. RefSeq names its product mitochondrial inner membrane protease subunit 1-like. Gene Ontology annotation, cellular component: membrane; mitochondrial inner membrane peptidase complex. The record is from RefSeq and is a predicted model, not a curated record. The coding region runs from base 155 to 595 and encodes 146 amino acids. Gene Ontology annotation, molecular function: serine-type endopeptidase activity. The transcript has 5 exons. NCBI's taxonomy places the organism in Eukaryota, Metazoa, Arthropoda, Arachnida, Trombidiformes, Tetranychidae.
CAUGUGUUGAUGUUUUUGUUUACAUUUUUUGUUUGAAAAUGUUUUUCUCAAUUCUGAUCGAUUGAUUCAAAUUAGUUAAUUGUUUCGAUAGUUUUACAAUUUUCUAAGUGAUGUUUAGUUAAAAUGUUACAUUCUGAUUGUUUAUUCUUUUACAAUGAUUAAUAAUAAAACGAUUACCUUUGCAUGGAGGAGUUUGAGAGCUUUGUGUUUGGCUUAUGUUUGCGCUGAAUAUGGUUUCAAAGUGGCUUUGAUCGAUGGACCAUCCAUGAAGCCGACUCUCAAUAGUAAUGAUAUUGUCUUGAGUAAUCAAUGGACUCCAAUUUUUGGUAAUGUCAAAAGAAGUGAUAUUGUUAUUUUUAGAUCUCCAAUGGAUCCGAAAAAGUUUCAUUGUAAAAGAAUCAAAGGAGUUGAAGGUGAUUAUGUUCGAAGAGGGUUUUCUUCGAUAUCGAUUCCUAAAGGUCAUGUUUGGGUGGAAGGAGAUAAUUCUAGUCAUUCAAAAGAUUCACGAGAUUAUGGGCCUGUUCCCAUUGGAUUAAUAAUCGGAGUUGUUUUCUUUAAGGUUUAUCCUUUUAUUGAUUCCAAGUUUCUUUCGUGAUCCUUUUUGGGAAUUUCUUGAUAUUCUGGGGAAAAAAAUCACUCAUGGUGAUGAUAGAUGAAAAAGAUAGUUGACCAAUAGUGAAUGAAUUGAAGUCGUCGUGACACAAAAUCAGUAGUUUGACCAAAAGCUUUGAUCUGAUCGGUAAAACCAGUUAGUGUUUUCUUUUCCAGAUCCGAAACUGUAUCAAAAUUUGACGAAUUUUGUCUUAAGUAAAUGUUAAACACUUCAAAAGGUUGUUUAUUAAACCCAUUUGUACAUAUUAGAAUAUGUAAAUGUAAA